AAUGCGUAACAGAACGAAUGUUGUGUGUUAUGGAUGUAGAAAUUAUGUACUAAAGUAAAUACACGUGGUACAACAGAAGUUAAUCUACCGUUCUGAGUACGACACAUGUUUAAUGUUGUGUGCAUCUCUUUAUAAACAAGCAUGAAAUAACCAAAAUCAACCAUUAACUGGUGAUUUCAACGAUUUGGUCACAGCAGGCGAGUUGUUCAUUAUGAUAGCUGUUGCCUUAGUAACUGGUGUGUUAUGGCUGACAGACUUUGUUGUUUCUGAGAAGAUAUGGCAACAAACCAUUCAGGACGUUCUUCGAGCCUCUGUGGACUUUAGUGAUCCCGAAUUUUAUCACACGAGUGCUAACUCCUGUUUGUUAGCAGGUGUAAAAAAUGCGCUUCAGGUCUCCAACCAAAUGUGCUUCUAUAUACCAUCCCAGGACAUCAGCAAUAAGAACAUCACCACUCUCGUUAUCCAAGAUACCGCCAUCACGUCUAUCCUCAGCGAUGCCUUCCAGAAUCUUACAGAUUUAGAAAGUUUGGAAAUAUUUCAAAAUCGGGUAACAGAUGUGAGACCUUAUGCUUUUCGUGGCUUACACAAACUUCGCUUCCUGAAUUUAGCAGCGAAUUCCAUUAAUCGACUAGAUCGUGAUGUUUUCAUUGGGCUAGAAAACCUAGAAGAAAUUAUUCUUUUAAGAAACAGUAUCACAGAACUAAGAUUUGUCAUGCCGGCCAUGACGUCUUCUGUUCUUCCGUCUUUAAUACAUAUCGAUUUUGGUGGUAAUCCAUUACAAAGGGUGGAAUCUGAUGAUUUCAUUGGUCUUAAAACAAGUAAACUUCAAUAUUUGCACUUACAUUUCUGUUAUAUAACUUAUAUAGAUCCACGAGCUUUCGCACCUCUUCAUAACCUUAUCGGAAUUCAUCUUGCAGACAAUAAACUAACUAUGGAAAAUUUAAAAGAAACUUUAGAAGUAUUUCAGUCAAGAAAUUUAGCUAGAAUAAAUAUUAAUCUACCUGGACUUGAAGAGUUUCCUAAGGAUGUGCUCUCGGUUUUAGUCAACUCGUCUGUUCAUGAAAUAUAUCUUAGUAACUUUGAAACAAGUACUCUAAAAAAUGGAAGCUUUCCAGUAAUGCCUAACCUUACAUCUUUACAUAUGCCUUCUUCUCAACUGAAAGAGGUUGAAAAUGGUGCUUUUGCCCCUUUGAUUAACUUAAAGAAUAUUUAUAUGCAAAGGUCUUUUUUGAAACACUUUCCACAAGCUUUGAUUAAGCCACAGUUUGAAGUAAUAGACUUGACUGGGUUUCCUGACGAUACUUUCCGUUUUUAUAUUCCUGACUGGGCUUUCGCUAACAUGAGUGCUUUAAGAGAACUAACUUUGAAUAACAGACGUUUGGUAAAGCUUAAGAAAUGAAACGUUUUUCGGAUUGCACAAAUUAGAAAAACUUAGCUUAAGACAAUGUGACAUAAAUUAUAUCAAUAACGCCUUUU
Molecule: messenger RNA, 1476 nt
Organism: Limulus polyphemus (Atlantic horseshoe crab)
Lineage: Eukaryota; Metazoa; Arthropoda; Merostomata; Xiphosura; Limulidae
Product: leucine-rich repeat-containing protein 15-like
Exons: 2
Coding region: 212-1399 (395 amino acids)
Molecular function (GO): protein binding
Source: RefSeq, a predicted model, not a curated record